Messenger RNA from Prunus armeniaca (apricot), 1224 nucleotides. Lineage: Eukaryota; Viridiplantae; Streptophyta; Magnoliopsida; Rosales; Rosaceae. The record is from the annotation of a GenBank genome assembly.
AUGGCUGAUGCAGUAGGUUCAGCCUCUGCGAAGAGAAUGUGUUGUUCGGUGCCUGAGAGACUCCAACUGCAUGGGGCCAUGCUGGCCUUGCAGUUUGGCUAUGCUGGUUUCCAUGUUGUCUCUAGAGCUGCCCUCAACAUGGGCAUUAGCAAGCUUGUCUUCCCUGUUUACAGGAACAUCAUCGCUCUGCUUAUGCUCCUUCCCUUUGCCUAUUUUCUAGAGAAGAAGGACAGGCCUGCAAUUACACUAAACUUUCUCGUUCAGUUCUUCCUCCUGGCGCUUAUUGGAAUAACAGCAAACCAAGGAUUCUACUUGCUGGGGUUGGACAACACAUCUCCAACCUUUGCUUCUGCCAUCCAAAACUCCGUCCCAGCCAUCACCUUCCUCAUGGCAGCCGUACUCAGGAUUGAGCACGUGAGGAUAAACCGAAAAGACGGUAUCGCAAAGGUGAUCGGAACAAUUUUCUGCGUGGCCGGAGCCUCCGUAAUCACUCUGUACAAGGGUCCCACCAUAUACAGCCCAACUCCCCCACUGCAGAUGAUGAGAUUGAUGGGCAAUGCUACCUCCAUAGUAUCAUCAUCAUCAUCAUCCUCAUCAUCUUCAUCAGCAAUAAUGUCAACACUUGGUGAUGCAAAUGGCAAGAGCUGGACUCUGGGUUGCCUGUACCUGAUCGGGCAUUGCCUGUCGUGGUCCGGCUGGCUCGUCUUCCAAGCCCCGGUUCUGAAGAAGUACCCAGCUCGGCUCUCUGUGACCUCCUACACCCUCUUCUUUGGUCUCAUACAGUUCAUCGUAAUCGCUGCCAUUUUUGAGAGAGACGGUCAGGCUUGGAUCUUUCACAACGGAGGAGAAGUCUUCAGCAUCGUAUACGCGGGAGUGGUUGCUUCAGGGAUCGCAUUCGCUGUACAGAUAUGGUGCAUAGACAGAGGGGGCCCUGUCUUUGUUGCUGUAUAUCAACCUGUUCAGACCCUCGUUGUCGCUAUAAUGGCCUCCGUUGCUUUAGGCGAAGAAUUCUACUUGGGCGGGAUAAUUGGGGCGGUGCUGAUCAUAGUGGGACUGUACCUAGUGCUGUGGGGUAAAAGCGAAGAAAGAAAGUUUGGUCAAAUAGCUCAAGCAAACAGCAGGGCUGGAAUUCUGUCCACUCAGGAGCACGCAAACAACAGGAAAAGCCAAGCCAAGACGUCCCUCACUCAGCCACUCAUCCCUCCAUCAACCGAAAAUGUUUGA